AUGAGUAAGUCAUCUAUACCAGGCACAAAACAAAUUCAAUAUGAUCGUCAACUUCGUCUAUGGGGUGAUCAUGGUCAAAAAGCAUUAGAAUCUGGUCGUGUCUGUUUAAUCGGUGCUAAUGCAUUGGGUACAGAAAUUCUUAAAUCUCUUGUUUUACCCGGUCUUGGUUCAUUUACCAUUAUCGAUCAUCAACUAGUCACAAUAGAUGAUUGUGGUUCGAAUUUUUUUGUGCAUCCAUCAAUGAUUGAUCAAUCACGUGCUCGUGUUACUUGCGAAUUGUUAACACAAUUAAAUCCUGAUGUACAUGGCAUUUAUAUCGAUAAACCAUCUAUUGAUGAUUUACUUCAACAAAAUACAUUUGAUUUUAGUCAAUUUAAUGUUGUUAUUACAGCUAAUCUCUCAAUAAAUACAUUAAAUAUUCUUGCUCAUCAUUUAUGGAUACUAAAAAUCCCCUUACUUGUUGCUCGUACUUAUGGUUUUAUCGGUACUAUUCGUCUUCAAGUAUUUGAACAUUAUGUUAUUGAAGUACAUCCUGAUGAUACAAUACCGGAUCUUCGUCUUGAUCGACCAUUAAUCACAUUUGCUAAUUAUUGCAAUUCAAUCGAUUUUAAAUCUUUAACACGCGAAGAACAUUUACACUUACCAUCAAUUAUUAUACUAUUCAAAACAUUACAACUGUGGCAAGAACAAUAUAAUAGUAAGAGCUUACCCCAAACACGUUCAGAAAAAGAUGAAUUUAGAAAAAUUCUCGAUCAACUAUUGCAUCAUUCAGCAUACGAUAUUCAUGAUAAAGAAAAAUUACUUGAAAAUUUUGAAGAAGCUAAACGAACAAUACCAUCACGUCUUGUUAAAACAAAUCUUCCGUCGACAAUAAAAGAUUUAUUUCAUGAUCGAUCCUGUUUUGAAUUAUCAGAUCAAACAAACAUAUUUUGGUUUGUCAUUCAUGCAAUUAAAUUAUUUACUGAAAACGAAGGACAAGGCUUAUUACCUGUUCGCGGUGAAGUACCAGAUAUGAUUACAAACACAAAUUCAUAUAUUAAAAUUCUUAAGAUUUAUCAAGAACAAGCAACGAAAGAUUGUGAAAUUGUCAAUAAAUAUUUUUUUGAUUUAUUACAAAAGUAUAAUCGUUUGCCGGAUGAAUGUAUUAUUGCAUGUGAUCUUGUUGAAACCUACUGUAAGAAUGCAGCAUUUCUAAGAGUACUACGAACAACAGCAAUAAACAGUGAAAAUUAUUUAAUCGAUGAAACUGAAUCAAAUCUUUCUUGGUAUACAUGCUUACAUCUAUGUGAUUUAUUUUAUGAAAAAUUUCGUCGUUAUCCUGGUGAAUUUCUUUCUGAUGAAACACAAUUCGAAACAGAUCUAAUUGAUUUACAACAAAUCAAUAGAAAAUCAGUCUCUGGUAAAGAUUUAGCGAGUGAUAAUAAGCAACAAAUUUUAGAAGAAUUGUGUCGAUACGGAGCAUCAGAACUCCAUUCAAUUGCUGCCUUUAUUGGUGGAUGUUGUGCACAAGAAGCAAUUAAAUUAAUCACACAUCAAUAUGUUCCUAUCGACAAUACGCUUAUUUAUAAUGGUAUUGAACAAUCAAUAAAUGUAUUCAAGCUUUAA
Messenger RNA from Rotaria socialis, 1605 nucleotides. Lineage: Eukaryota; Metazoa; Rotifera; Eurotatoria; Philodinida; Philodinidae. The record is from the annotation of a GenBank genome assembly.